Messenger RNA from Lates calcarifer (barramundi perch), 3373 nucleotides. RefSeq names its product inter-alpha-trypsin inhibitor heavy chain H3-like. NCBI's taxonomy places the organism in Eukaryota, Metazoa, Chordata, Actinopteri, Centropomidae. Gene Ontology annotation, biological process: hyaluronan metabolic process. The record is from RefSeq and is a predicted model, not a curated record. Gene Ontology annotation, molecular function: serine-type endopeptidase inhibitor activity.
GAGGGAAUUUUUCUCAGCAGUGAAGUCAGCCAGUGUUCAGUGGAAGUUUGGUCAUGUCUGGAGUGCUGGGUGUUCGACUGCUGCUGCUGUGGGUCUGCGCCUGCCUCUGGCUGCCCAGCCUGGCCCGAGGGGCUCUGGUCAUCUCCGGGGGCCAUGAAGCGCCACAGGAGACAAGAGGAGCUGCCAGAUCACUGCAGAAAAGGAGUGCAAAUGAGGGCAAGGUGGAGGUGCACAGUGUGACAGUGGACUGCAAGGUGACGUCUCGUUUCGCCCACACCGUCAUGACCUCCAGGGCUCUGAACAAAGCCAACUCCUCCCAGGAAAUCUUCUUCGAAGUGGAGCUGCCCAAGACCGCCUUCAUCACCAACUUCAGCAUGGAAAUUGAAGGUCAGGUGUAUGUUGGAGAGGUGAAGGAGAAAGAGAAAGCUAAGAAACAGUAUGAAAAAGCUGUUUCCUCUGGACAGACUGCUGGACUGGUCAAGGUGUCUGGGAGAAAGAUGGAGAAGUUUUCAGUGUCUGUCAACGUUGCGGCCAAAAGUAAUGUGACGUUUGUUCUGACCUACGAGGAGCUCCUUCAGAGGAAGCUGGGCCAAUAUGAGAUUUUAACCCGAGUUAAACCCAAAACACCGGUCAAUGAGUUUCAGAUUGUGGCAGACAUCUAUGAGCCUCAGGGCAUUGCUUUUAUUGAUGUCCAUGCAACCUUCCUCUCCAAUGACUUGCUCCCCCUGGUGGAGAAAACUGUCACAGAGAAAAAGGCACACAUCUCUUUCUCACCAACUAUGGAGCAGCAGAGGACGUGUCCAAGUUGUGAUGGAACACUCAUUGAUGGAGAUUUUAUCAUCAAGUAUGACGUAAACCGAGCAAAGAACCUCGGGGACAUUCAGAUUGUAAAUGGAUACUUUGUGCACUUCUUCGCUCCCCCUGACCUGCCCAGAGUCCCAAAGAAUGUGGUGUUUGUGAUUGACAGGAGCGGAUCAAUGAGUGGAAAAAAGAUUGCACAGACGCGAGAGGCACUGCUGGAGAUCCUCAAAGACCUCCAUGAGGAGGACUUCUUUGCCCUCAUCGAGUUCGAUCACAUGGUCAGUCCUUGGAGACAAUCACUUAGCAAAGCAACCAAGGACAAUGUGGCUGAAGCCAUGAAGCACGUGCACAAGCUGCGGGAUAUGGGAGCCACCAAUAUCAAUGAUGCCGUGUUGAGAGCUGUGAGCAUGCUGGUCAAAGACAGGCAGGCGAAGAGACUCCCUGACAGAAGUGUUGAUAUGAUUAUUUUACUGACUGAUGGAAUGCCAAAUUCUGGAGAGUCUAACCUUGGCAAGAUCCAGGAGAAUGUACAAUCAGCUAUUGGAGGAAACAUGUCUCUGUUCUGUCUUGGAUUUGGAAAUGAUGUGGAUUACUCCUUCCUGGAUGUGAUGAGCAAACAAAACAAGGGACUGGCCCGCAGAAUUUAUGAAGCUUCAGAUGCGACAAUGCAACUCCAGGGUUUCUAUGAGGAAGUGUCCAGCCCUCUGCUCUCGGAGGUGGAUCUGCGUUAUCCUGACAAUGCAGUGGAAUUCUUGACCACCAACCACUUCAGCCAGUUGUUUAACGGCUCAGAGAUCGUUGUGGCCGGUCGGCUGACAGACAACGACCUGGACAACCUCUUGGUGGAGGUCUUCGGCCAAGGGUUUGAGGAUGACUUCAAAGUGCAGGGCCAGGCCAGUGCCUCGAACUGGGAUGUUAUCUACCCAGAUGAGGAGUACAUCUUCGGGGAUUUCACAGAGCGUCUGUGGGCCUAUCUCACCAUCCAGCAGCUCCUGGAGAAGAGCAAGAGUGGUAGCCCAGACGAGAAAGUCAAUGCCACAGCCAAGGCGCUGGAGAUGUCUCUGCAAUACAGCUUUGUCACCCCUCUCACCUCCAUGGUGGUCACAAAGCCUGAAACUGAGGACGGAACAGAUAGCCCUCUCAUUGCUGACAAGCUGACUGAGGAGCAAAGACAACAGGCAGAAAGAGGACAAGCACAUCAAUUAGCAAGCCCUGCGCUGUACACACGAACACAUGCUUACCAGUCACCACCCACAUAUUUUGUGGAUGGAGAUCCUCACUUCAUGAUAGAGCUGCCAGACAGAGGCGAUGCUCUGUGCUUCAACAUCAAUGACAAACCAGGAACCAUUUUCACUCUGGUCAGAGACCCAGAAUCAGGUAUUUUGGUCAACGGCCAGAUAAUUGGAGACAAGAAAAUUCCCCCUGAUGGUAAAAUUAAUACCUACUUCUGGCGGUUUGGCAUCAUCCACCAGACUCUGGGGGUGAGGCUGGAGGUGAGCACUCGUGAAAUCUCAGUGUUCCAGGAUGGCAAACGGGUCAAGCUGCUGUGGUCUGAUACAGCCUCUCUCAAAGGACCCAAUGUGGAUCUUCUUGUGACCAAGGAUCGCAGCCUUACAGUAACUCUAAAAGAUUCAGUCAAGUUUGUGAUUCUGCUACACAAAGUGUGGGAGAAGCAUCCGUACCACCGGGACUACUUGGGUUUCUACACCCUGGACAGCCACCUCCUCUCCCCUUCUGUUCACGGCCUACUGGGUCAGUUCUACCAUGGGAUUGAAUAUGAGGUAACGGACCUGCGUCCAGGAGAAGUCCCAGAGAAACCAGACGCCACCAUGUAUGUCAAAGGACAAGAACUCAAUGUGACCAGAGGCUGGCAGAGAGACUUCAGGAGGGAUGUGAAGAACGGAGAAAAUGUUCCCUGCUGGUUCAUUCAUAGUAACGGAACAGGCCUCAUCGAUGGAGAUGAAACAGACUACAUUGUGUCAGGACUUUUUAAAACAGUUUAAAAAAGAGGUUACACAUCAACGUCCACCACAGAAAUCAGCAAAAUCAUACGUACUUACACCAUAAAUAAUCUAACAUCAUAUACCCAAAGGCAAACAGGCUUCAUUAUGAGUGUAUUUGCUGGAAUUAUGAAAAUUGGAAAUAACACUCACCCAGACAGACUUAGACUUUUUUUUUUUUUUUUUUUUUUGAAUAAAUGGGACAUGGUUGAUUCAAGCAAGAUUUACUCAUUUUGUGUCAGUUUUCCAUUGUUUCAAACAUUGUUUAGUAAGACAGUAAAGACAGUUUAUUUAGUGUUUAUCACAUCUUUACUUUAGUUAUUCCUCUGUUUCCUCUAAAGACAUGUUUGACUUUGAAAGUUUGCUCAUUUCAAGCCAUUGUAUGAUGACACCUGACACAUCCUGCUUUUAAGAUCCUAGUUUAGGUGUUUCUAAUUGUCAGGAGCUGACAGGAUGCAAAAGCAGGAAACCCAACUGUUUCCAAGCAGUGCAACUCUGAUGAAACAGUCUGUAACAGUUCAUGUAGAAUUUCUAAACAACAUGAUACCUAAUAAAUUUUAUCUUGGUGGUGA